AUGGUUUCCGACGAGCUUCUUGAACAAUGUCUCCAGAUCCUGCAAGAUCAGGCACUGGAUGAGGAAGAACAAGUGGAAAAAGUGGAGGACUUCUUGCGCGCAAACACCUCUUUGGCGGGUACGCCUUUAGAGAAUGCGGUAUUGGACAUCCUCUGGCGCCAUCGCAACCGAAACCUGCCAGACGCAUCGCCUCCAGUCCGUCAUACCGUGAUUCGCCGCUCUUCGCCCGCGCCAUGGCAGAUGGCUCGAUCAUCCACACCGCUAUCCCCUCAUUCGACUUUAGGAACAAGCCCUGGGAGUACCUCGUGGAUGCAAAACUCCCGUGGGCCAUUUUCGCGGCCCCCGCUAUCUUCUACUGUCUCUCCGUUUACCUCCCCACGUCCAUCGCCCCGGCUUGCCCUUGCGCAGCCUAUCCCUCAUUCCCCAAAUCUGAACGCCUACGAGUUCUCGGACCAAAGCCAGAUAUCUGACUUCUACGGUGACCUUGGGGGCGAUAACAACGUUGACUGGCUAGUCGCAGAUGAUGCCAACAGUACAACUUCAUCCACGGGCGGGGUCAGCACCCCCGGCGCACUUAGCGCCACUGCGGUUGAAUUUGUUCCGGAUAUGAGCCCCCAUGAUAUCCUGCGCACGGUGCUGGGUGACAAGCGAUCGAAUGAUGAAAUAGAAGCUGCACUGGAGGCUAACAGUUACGAUCUCGGUGCCACUAUUGCUUCGCUCUCGCAAGAUAUAGAAUCUGAGGCGAUUUCGAAACAACACGAUGACGGUCGUGUUUUGGUUGGCAAGUCUAUGACGAUGGAGCAAGCACGCCCGGUCACGCCAUUGGGUAGCAGUCGCAGCCCUGUGGUCUGUAAGUACUGGCUGUCCACUGGUCAAUGCCUUCGAGCGGACUGUCGUUUUAGUCAUGACCUAACCACACAUGUCUGCAACUUCUCCCUCCCGUUCCAAGUAGACAGUGGUUCUGAUGCAUUCCCACCCCUACAAGCGGCAGAUAACGGUGAUCAAUGGGCAAAUCAGUAUACAGGCCGGUACCCUGCCCAUCUUUCUGCUUAUCAAGCCAGCAAGUAUGCGCCUCCUGGCCUCCUUCCUGGAAUGGGCAAAAGAAAUGGAAGCGCAACUCAUCUUGGACGCCCCAACUCCCGUCCAUCAAGCCGCCACCAGAAUCGGGAGUUGAAUCCUGCUGCACCGUCUGUAGACGAUCCAGAUGCCUUCCCGACUCUUGCCGCGGUCAAUGCGAAGAAUGCCGGGAAGAAGCAUCAUGGGAAACGGGGCGGUCAUAAUAACCGCGAAACCAGCUUGAGCAAAGAAAGCGUCCCUUCAUCUCUGGCGGAUGUAGUUCGAAUGACCCCAUCUCCUGCCCCCGGGAAAACCAAACCUGGCUCCAGAAACAAAGAAACGAAGGGUCGCGAGAACAGUGCCGCAGCUCAGUCGAUUCCGCCACCGCAAAAUAUUCCCUGGUUGGAGACAGGUUCGCGGGCCAACCAACAAUAUAUAAAAUACCGGACAGAGGCUAUUCGCCAUGGCACUGUGCGAAACAAGUUCCUCCAGAGCGCUGCCCAAGCAUGGAACCGCAAUGACGCACGAGCUGCCAAAGCAUUGUCGUUGCGCGGCCAGGCCGAGAACGACGCAAUGCGCAGGUGCCACCGGGAGGCUGCACGCCAGCUUUACGAAGAACGCAAUCAACAUCUCUCUCACAAGGGAUUGGAUGAAUCUUCGGAAGAACUUUAUGUUGACCUUCACGGUCUCCACCCAGAAGAGGCUAUCGAAUAUCUCGAGAAGAUUCUCCUCAAACAUGCUCGAGAAGGCCUUCGUGUGGUGUAUGCCAUCACAGGCACUGGUCACCACUCCAAGAAUGGCAAAGAUAAAAUCGGCAAGGCCGUUAAAGCAUGGCUAAACGAGUGGCGGUACUUAUUCCGGGAAUUCAGUGUACCUGGUGAGCGAGGCGGUUACGUUGGAGGGAUUCUCGGCAUCGAUCCAACCAGUUAUGACAAGUCAGUAGCCAAAGAGCUGGCUAGUGAAUUGGUGGGGGCCAACGCUGGCGGAGAGCCUCCCAUCCUGACUAUGGGCAAAAUCCAAUUACUCAAGCGCGAAGAAUUAGAAGCUCAAGAUCAAUGA
Messenger RNA from Penicillium mononematosum, 2115 nucleotides. RefSeq names its product CCCH zinc finger and SMR domain protein. Bases 1 to 2115 code for a protein of 704 amino acids. The transcript has 3 exons. NCBI's taxonomy places the organism in Eukaryota, Fungi, Ascomycota, Eurotiomycetes, Eurotiales, Aspergillaceae. Gene Ontology annotation, cellular component: nucleus. Gene Ontology annotation, biological process: negative regulation of DNA-templated transcription. The record is from RefSeq and is a predicted model, not a curated record. Gene Ontology annotation, molecular function: RNA binding; metal ion binding.